Messenger RNA from Biomphalaria glabrata, 855 nucleotides. Its product is annotated as aurora kinase B-like. Lineage: Eukaryota; Metazoa; Mollusca; Gastropoda; Planorbidae. The record is from RefSeq and is a predicted model, not a curated record. The coding region runs from base 1 to 855 and encodes 284 amino acids. Gene Ontology annotation, biological process: protein phosphorylation. The transcript is spliced from 3 exons. Gene Ontology annotation, molecular function: protein kinase activity; ATP binding.
AUGGAUAUAUUUGAAAAGUUUGAUCUCGUGGAAGACAGAACCCUCGGCUAUGGUCAUUGUGGCCGAGUGGUACUGGCGUAUUCCAAGAAAAACAAAGCUAAACAGUGGGCAGUCAAAUUAUUUGAUGACCAGAGUGACCAGGGUGAGAAAGAAAAGUUGAAGCAUCUAUUUACCAAGGAAGUGAAGAUCAGACAGAAGUUAAAUCACCCACUGAUCGCCAGCUCGUGCGUGGCUUUGAAAUACGACACACACUUUGCCAUCUGCAGGCAGUUUUAUCCAAACGGCUGCUUGAAGGAAAAGAUCAAGUCGGUGACUGAGGAGGAGGCCGAGCGGUACCUCAGCAACAUCUCGUCGGCCUUGCACUACAUGCACCUCAAGCGCAUCUGUCACAUGGACAUCAAGCCAGCCAACAUCUUGAUCAACUCCUACAAUGAGGCUGUGCUGACUGAUUUCGAUUUGUCUAUGGAGAUUCCCCCAAACGUUCAGAAAUGGAACAGUUAUGGCGGAACUUUGGCGUAUCUGGCACCGGAAGUGAGCAACCCACAUGGCUGCGACCCGUUCAAGGUUGAUGUCUAUGCUGUUGGGGUGGUGCUGUGGAGCAUGGUAAUCAGACGGCGCCCUAGGUCGACAUUGAACUACCUUCACAUUGUGAACAAGACUUUGCUUAUACCCCACAGACUCAGAAUAGCACUACACCUUCUGUUACACCCUAACCCAGAAGAAAGAAUCCCAAUGGAGGCUCUGGUGGACAACUUGGCUAACGGAACACUGCUGCAGCUCUACAUGGACAGAGUGAAAGACGAAGAGAGUUCCAGUGAAAGUGAGGACAUGCAGGAACAAGAAUGUGACAGCUAG